Lingula anatina is the source of this 977-nucleotide messenger RNA. RefSeq lists its product as uncharacterized. NCBI's taxonomy places the organism in Eukaryota, Metazoa, Brachiopoda, Lingulata, Lingulida, Lingulidae. Gene Ontology annotation, molecular function: hydrolase activity. The record is from RefSeq and is a predicted model, not a curated record.
GUCAAUCGUUCGCCAUGCCGCUCCCCGCAGACAUCGACCAACUUCACCCUGAGACUCAGGCCCUGCUUCGAGCGGCCGCAGAAAAAGGGGGGAAGGGGUAUGAAGAAGGUGAAACCAUGGAAGAGUCACGAGCGAUCGUGGAUGCCAUGUGCGAGGAUUCCAACAAGGAGGCAAACUACCAGUUUAAAGGAGAAAAGCAGAUAUGCACGGUUCCUUCUCCUCAUUGCCAAGAUGGAAUCACUGUGUGGGUAUAUAGACCAAAACCGUGUCCCCCAAGUCCCACCAUACUGGUAUAUUUCCAUGGAGGGGGAUUUGUGGUUGGCGACCUAAGAAGCCACGAUACCGUGGUGAAGACUUUAGUCGACACAACGGGGUGCAUAGUUGUCAACGUGAACUACCGUCUGGCUCCUGAGCACAAGUUUCCUGCAGGAAUUGAUGACUCUGUAACAGCGGUCAAGUGGGUUAUGGCCAACAAGGAGAAGCUCGGCGGCAGUGGAACCAGUAAAGUUGGCGUCAUAGGUGACAGUGCCGGAGGACAUCUAGCGGCGACCAUAGCUCAUGAGGUGCCAGGGGUGGCACUACAGAUUUUGAUCGUCCCGGUCACUGAUUGGCGGAUGCAAACAGACUCAUACAAGCGUUACAGUGAGGGAUACUUCAUGUCGGCUAAACAAAUGGAGUGGUUUGCUUCAAAGUUUUUUACUUCUGAUGCUGAACGGACUGACCCCAGGGCCUCCCCGUUAUUGAGGUCUGAGUUCCAGAAUCUACCCCCUGCUCUAUACAUUGCCGCCAGUCACGACGUCUUGGUGGACGAAGGGAAAGCAUACGCAGAAAAAAUGAAGGCAGCUGGUGUACAUACGGAGACACUAAUGCUGGAAGGAGUGGUGCAUGGAUAUAUUAUAUUCCCACAUGUCUGCAAAGAAGCAUUUGAUGCUACUUUGAAGAAAAUUGACGACUUCGUUAAUACAUAUGGACGUUAA